Vitis riparia (riverbank grape) is the source of this 1209-nucleotide messenger RNA. RefSeq lists its product as uncharacterized. The transcript has 2 exons. NCBI's taxonomy places the organism in Eukaryota, Viridiplantae, Streptophyta, Magnoliopsida, Vitales, Vitaceae. The coding region runs from base 1 to 1209 and encodes 402 amino acids. The record is from RefSeq and is a predicted model, not a curated record.
AUGACAAGGGAAGGCAUUGAUCCAUUUGGAGAUGGCUUGCACUUGCAGAGAUCAGAGAGAAGAUGCUUCUUGUCUUUGGCCGAAGGCACCCUCACCCAUAACGCAGCAUUGGCAGUUGCUACUAAGCCAACUACAGGUUUAUCUAAAAAGAAAGGAAAGUUCCCGGCUCAACCACAGAAAAAUUCGAGAGAAGUAAAUGAAGUUUCUAAAGUGAAGAAGGAAUAUUGCAAUACAAUUAUCACACUCAGAAAUGGGAAAGAAUAUGAAGGGCCUAAGUUAUCGAUAAGUGAAGAUAUUCCUACUAGAGAUGAACCAACCGUGGAGAAAAAUGCUAGAAAUGAGAAAGAGCAUGAAAUGUAUGAGGAAGUCAUUGUGAGCAAAGAUAAAAGAAGUGUUUCCAAUCAUUUGUCUUUCCCUUCAGCUAUGCAGAGAAACAAAGUGGGGGAUAAGACUUUGGAGAUUUUGGAAGUUUUGAAGCAAGUGAAGAUCAACAUUCCACUCCUUGAUAUGAUCAAGAAAGUGUCUACUUAUGCAAAGUUCCUCAAGGACUUAUGCACUAUGAAGAGAAGGAUUAAAUUAAGCAAGAAAGCAUUCCUCACUGAGCAAGUCAGUGCCAUCAUUGAGAAUAAGGCAAUGGUGAAGUACAAAGAUCCAGGUUGUGCUACCAUCUUAGUCCAGAUUGGAGACUCAUUCGUGGAAAGGGCUUUGUUAGAUUUGGGAGCUAGUGUAAUUUUUCUUCCAUAUUCAAUCUAUAAGCAAUUGGGAUUGGGUGAGCUUAAGGCUACUACCAUUACACUCUCUUUAGCAGAUCGUUCGAUUAAAGUACCCAGAGAAGUAGUCAAAGAUGUUUUGGUGCAAGUUGAAAAGUUCUACUACUCAGUGGACUUUGUGGUAUUAGAUAUAGAACCGUUGAAAAAAUGUGUGAAUUAUGUUCCAAUUAUUCUUGGGAGACCCUUUCUUGCUACAACCAAUGCUCUCAUUAACUGUCGAAAUGGGAACAUGAUAGUGGAAAUGAAUGUCUUCAAUUUAUGCAAGCAACCGAUGGACCAUGAUGAUGUGGAGGCUGAGGAAGCAUGCCUUAUAGAGGCCAUGGUGCAAGAAUACAUAGAAAAGUUAAUGGAAGAAAAUAUAGAUGAAUUUUUCUCUACAAUUGUUAAGAAAGAACGUGUUGAAGUUGCUACAAAGUGGAAAGAAAAAUGUAUCAUUUAA